Molecule: messenger RNA, 696 nt
Organism: Monoraphidium neglectum
Lineage: Eukaryota; Viridiplantae; Chlorophyta; Chlorophyceae; Sphaeropleales; Selenastraceae
Exons: 7
Coding region: 1-696 (231 amino acids)
Biological process (GO): triglyceride biosynthetic process
Cellular component (GO): endoplasmic reticulum membrane
Molecular function (GO): diacylglycerol O-acyltransferase activity
Source: RefSeq, a predicted model, not a curated record
AUGAUUGACGAUGGUGCAUCCACGCAGCCUGUAAAUACCAGGAUAUACUCUGAUGGGCGAUCCAAGGACUUCAAGCAGGGAUGGGUGUCUUGGAUCAUCGCAAUCGUCACCAUGACCAUCUACACAGGCUGGAUGCACAUCCUGAUCGGCCUCACCCUGGGCUGCUUCUUCAGCCGCACCUGCCUGCUGGUGUACCUGGGCAUCAUGUCGACGCUGCUGCUGCCCCCCAAGCCGGUGCUGUGGACGGCCUUUUGCCAGUGCUGGGUCUUCCGGACGUGGCGCGAGUACUUUAACUUCUCCAGCAGCGGUGGCAGCAGCAGCGGCGGGGAUGGGGCCAGCUGCGGCAGCGGCAGCGGCAGCGGCAGCGGCAGCGGAAGCGGCAGCACCAGUAGCAGCAGCAACAGAUGUUUGAUGUACCUGAAUGAGACGCUCCUGGACAACACUAAGACCUACAUAUUCGUGGAGUUCCCACACGGAGUUUACCCCAUGAGCGAGCUGAUCGCGGGCACGCUGUGCCAGGCGAUCUGGCCGUCCUUCAACAUCUACUCAGUGGCGGCCAGCAGCGUCUUCAGCAUCCCCUUCUGGCGCCACUUCAUUGCGUGGAUGGGCAGCGUGCCCGCCACCCGGGGCAACUUCAAGCGCAUCCUGAAGAAGGGCAGCGUGGCCGUGGUGGUCGGUGGGAUCGCAGAGAUGUGA